AUGCCCAUUACCAAUGCCGACAUUUCUAGCCUCUGUGCUACGCUUCCAGAAUUUACUGCUGGACAAAAUCUUUCUACUUUUAUUAAAUCCGUAGAUAAUCUAUUAAUAUUUUUGCAACAACAGAAUACUACUGCACCGCAAGAAUUUAUUAUUAACGCUCACAUUUUAUCACGUAUUAAAGGUGAACCACGAGAUUAUCUAAAUUACUCCAAUAAAACUAACUGGACAGAUGUACGUCCAGCUUUACUUACGAAAUACGGCGACAGGAGAUCUGAAGAGAUCCUUGUUACCCAAUUAACAACAACGGUACAAAAAGCUUCUGAAAGUUAUGACGACUAUCACCAUAGAAUCAUAGAUAAUUUAAACGAUUUAUUACAGCAUAUAUCGCUACAUAAUACUCCAGAAAAUUUAAAUUUUAAAACCCCUUACUUUAGAAAAUUAGCACUAAAAACCUUUUGUACUGGUCUUAACAAUCCUUACUGCGAACACCUGUCGCACUUUCAGUUAGAUUCGUUAGACGAGGCCCUACAAAAAUGUAUAGCUUUAGACAAUCAUAAAAAUCAAGUAUCUUAUAUGAAUUUCUUAAAAUCCCAACAAAAAACGGAAAAAACAAAAACAAAUAAUUCUUUUCCAACCGCGUUCAAAUCAAAUUUUAACGCUAGAGCCCCAAAUAAUUUUAGUAAUAAUCAAUUUAGACCUUAUGCACAAAAUAUUUCUAAUUUUAGUAACCAAAGAAAUCAAUUUAUUCCACAAAAUCCAAAUUUUCAUAAUGUAAGACCUGUGUUUAAUCAAAACAAUUCAAGACCCGUCUUCACUCAGAAUAAUUCAAGACCUGCUUUUACUUCGAAUAAUUCUAAUAAUUAUAGGAAUAAUUUCGCUAAUAAUAGAACCCCUUAUAGGAGCCCUAUGCUAAGACACCAACAAAUUAAUACCCCUACGCCUAUGAGUGGUGUGCAAUCCAUAAAUACGGAAACGAGACCUAUGACAAUUUCAACACAAAAUUUUAAUGUAGAAACAGAUUAUUAUAACGAGCCGCAUACACAACAUAAUAAUGUAGACGAAGAAUUUACAGACAAUUCAGUGUCUGAUGAACCUUCAGAAUACGUCGAGCAAAAUUUUCACGACCUCGCAUUAGACGAACACCCCCCUCCUCUGUAG
Messenger RNA from Diabrotica virgifera virgifera (western corn rootworm), 1158 nucleotides. RefSeq lists its product as uncharacterized. NCBI's taxonomy places the organism in Eukaryota, Metazoa, Arthropoda, Insecta, Coleoptera, Chrysomelidae. Bases 1 to 1158 code for a protein of 385 amino acids. The record is from RefSeq and is a predicted model, not a curated record. The transcript has a single exon.